Molecule: messenger RNA, 777 nt
Organism: Girardinichthys multiradiatus
Lineage: Eukaryota; Metazoa; Chordata; Actinopteri; Cyprinodontiformes; Goodeidae
Product: acyl-coenzyme A thioesterase 6-like
Exons: 5
Coding region: 1-447 (148 amino acids)
Biological process (GO): fatty acid metabolic process; acyl-CoA metabolic process
Molecular function (GO): fatty acyl-CoA hydrolase activity
Source: RefSeq, a predicted model, not a curated record
AUGUUUGAGGAGCCCCGCUGCGCUGUUUGCAUCAGUAACGCCAACUAUUACGCCUGUGAGAAGGGCCUCUCAGGAAUCCAGCUGUUAAUGGCCAAGAAAUUCGACAAAAUACGUCUGGAUGAGAACAAGUAUGAGAUCUGGAGAGACACGGGUCUGGCUCUGAUGGAAGACGCCCCGUAUAAAGUGGAUAUGGGGAAAAUCAGAUCUCCAGUGCUUCUGGUCAGUGGCUGUGAUGAUCAAAACUGGCCUGUACUGGAAACCGCUGACAGGAUGGCCCAGGUGAUUGAAGCUUCUGGGAAGACACACCUCCUGUACAGGCUGGAGUAUCCCAACACCGGACAUCUGAUCGAGCCACCUUUUUCCCCUCAUUUCAGAGCCACUAACCUCACUCUCCACGGCACCAAAGACAAAGGUGCUAAGGUUUUCCAUAGAUUUAUAUAUGGUUAAUGUCAGGUGAUUAGGAUCUUCAUCUUGCUAAACGUCCACCAUUGUUUCAUCUUCAUCAUUCUGGUAGAUGGCGACAGUUGUUCAUCAAGAAUGCCUCGUUAUGUUUGUACAUUUGUCCUUCUUUUAAUUAUAAGAAGGGCAGGAUGCUGAAAAACAGCCCAGCACUAUGAUGUUCCCACCUCCAAACAUCACUGUUGGUAUUCCAGCAUUUCACAGACUUGUCUAAAUGUUUAGCAAACUUUAAACACACUUCAACAUGCUUUACCUUCAGUAGUGGAGUCUUACAUGGUACGCUUGUGUUACUUAUUGUUUUCUUUGGGACAAUGUACC